Molecule: messenger RNA, 1717 nt
Organism: Paramecium octaurelia
Lineage: Eukaryota; Ciliophora; Oligohymenophorea; Peniculida; Parameciidae
Source: the annotation of a GenBank genome assembly
AUGGCUGCAUUUUCAACAUUCAACCUAAUCACUUUCGGAGGGUUUGUAAUAUUCUCUCUGGUAGGCAUUAAUAUUUCGAAUAAGUAUGUAUAUGGAAAUUCUUAUUUUAGUUAAUUGUAUAUUGAAAUCUUAAAGGUAUUAUUGGUGACAGCCAUAGUGAUGCUUAUUCAUUAACUAUACUUGUUAAGAAAGACUACUUCUUCAGUUGUUAACAAACCCAACCAAAAGCAAAUUAAUUUUAAUGCGUUUAAAGGGAAUAUUAGAAAUGAUGUAAUAUAGCCGAAUUACUUUAGAAGUAGAAUUUAAAUUUAGUUAGGUGACUAAUCGGAAUUAAUGUAACCAUAAUCAGGAUAGAUGGAUGAAUAGAGCCAAAAGGAGAAGCAAAGAAUUUUGGACAAGGAAUAGAGAAAAAAUAAUAUGAAGAAUUGUACUAAAUUGAAUUGUUAUGAGUUUAGAUUUUAAUUAAGACAAAGAAUUGCAAGAGGGUUUGAAAUAAUUUUAAGCUGGGUCACUGAGAUAAUUUUACGGGGAUGAUUCUAGUCAAAUUCAAUAAACUUCAUAUUAAGCUCCAGUUCAAUUAUUUGGUCGAAGUGGUUUUUGUAAAUAUUGUAUUAACGAUAAGAUAAUGAAAUUUAGAAGAAGAACAAGGAAACUGAAAAGUUAUUAUUGAGACUAGUAAAGAAAAUCGGAGAUGCUCAUUUGAAAGUUGAAGAACUAUUUUUUACUUAAUUCAUUCCAACCUUUGUUAAUGAAUAUUAAGAUCAUCUAAUAAAUGUUAAUAGAAUGAUGAAAGAACAUUUCCAAUAGAAGAUAAUAGAGAUAGAUAUAUUUUUUGCCAAUAAACCCUUUGAUAUUAAUUCAAAUAAACAUGAGAAAUCGAUUGGUCUCAAGAGCAUCACCAUAGAAGAUGUUCUAUAUUUCAAGAACUAAAUUAAGACAAAAUCACGAGAGCCUGUCAAAGCACCUGUUGAUGUUGAUAAAUUUGCUAGGGACAAGGUAGAGUUCAUAAGAGAAUGCGAUCUUUUGGAAUUAUAUAACAACAUCCUAGAUUUGACAUUGCUUAAUAGAAAUAUCACUGUUGACAAGAAGUACUUGUUAUUAAAACUAUUGACUUUUACUGAGAGUAGAGGGAAACCUUAAUAUUAGACUGAUGGUUUAAUGUAGAGGGUGUCUAGUGAUUAUGAAGUAAUUAAUUUAAUAAUACUUUAGAUACUCUUUACUGUAUUCAUAAAUACAAUUAUGAAGUGUGUUAAUUAUGAGAAUCAAAAGUUCUCUAAAUUCAAUGCAAAUGAUGGUAGUGAGAGUACUUUGAAAACCAUAAGUGUAAGCAUUAUUUCUUUGGAGUCUUUUGAUUUGAAGGAAUAGAAGAUUGAUUAAUAGAGCAGGAAUUUUGUUAUUUCAUAGAAGUUGGAAUAGUUGGAUCAGGAACCACAAUUUCACUUUUACAGUGAUCAUAUUGUAAGGAUGUUAAGAAAACAAAAGGAUUUAGAGAGUAAAAAGUUGAAUGAAUUUAUUUUGUAUACUUCGAGAGUAAAAUCAACAUUAAUAAUAGGACUCUAAUUCAUUGAAUGGCUUCGUAUUCUAUUAUUUACUGCAUCUUUUAUGUCUUCCUAAAUCGCACUGGUAGCAAUUGCAACAGAUUGAAAUGGAGUAAAGAAUGAUUAAGUGCUUGAUAAGAAUGGCAAAGGAUCUAUCAUUUUUAGUGACGAAUCUUUGA